AUGGAAUAUUUUAUAGGAUAUGAAGAAACCUUUAAAGAAAUUGAAAAAUUUGGUAAAGAAUAUCCAAAAGAAAAAUUAUUAAAAUUUAUUAGAGAGUUUUCAUUAAAUUGGGUAAAUCAAAGAGAUAUUUCAAAUGAACAAUUAAAAAUAUUAAAGAAAUCUUUAAAUGAUCUCAUUGAAAAUGAUAAAGAAAGAACAUUAUUAGAAAAUAGAAUAAUUCAAAUGUGUCCAAACUAUGUUAUAGCUAAUUUUAGUGUUGAUGAAUAUCCUAAAAUUUAUUUAGAAUUUAUUAAAGAUUAUUUAACAUGUAAUGAAAGUUUAAACCUUUUUGGUAAAGUUGGUAAUAUUUUAGUAUUAUUAAAAAAGAAUUUAAAAAAUUUUAAUAAGAAAUUAUCAAUUGAAAUUAUAAAUUUAUUAUUUGAAUUAAAUCAUAAUUUAAUAAAUAAAGAAAAAGGAAAAGAAAAAGAAAUUUCAGAUGAUAGUAAUAGUAAUAAUAAUAAUAAUAAUAAUGAAGAAAUUUUAAUUGAAAAUGAAAUGGGAAAUUCUAAAUUAUUAGAUUCAAUUAGUUUAUUAAAUUGUUUAUUAUUAUUUAAAGAAAUAAUUGGUAAAGAAGGAUAUCAAGGUGAAAUUAAAGAGAAUAUUUUAACUUUAUUUAAUGGUUUAUAUGAAUUAAUUAUACCAACUGAUGAUGAAGUUGAAAGAUUUGGAAUUUCAAUACCAUUUGAAAAUUUAAUAUUUUUAAUAACCUUAUUUCAAGAUUACCCAAAUAGAGCAGUUUAUUUGAAUUUAUUAUUAAAAUUUGUAUAUUUUUUUGAAUGUAUUCAAACCACACGAUAUUUUCAAAUUAAAUAUCAAAAUGAAUUAUUAGAAGCUAUAAAUUGUGAAAAAGUAUUAUUUGGUAAAAAAGAAUCAUUCCCAUUGGUUCAAUCAUUAGUUGAACAAUUAUUAAAACAUUGUAAAUUUGAUGUUUUUAAAUUACAAGGUUUUUUAAUAUCAAUUAAUAGAAAUAGUUAUAAUGAAUAUUUUAAAUAUAUUUUCUCAAUAGUUGAAUUUGAUUUAAUUUUACCAAUAAUUCAAUCAUCAUUUCCAACUAUAAAUGGAAAACAAAUUAUAAAAGAAAUUUUAGAAAAUAAAAAUUUUGAAUUUCAACUUUCAAAUAAUAAUAAUUCAAAUAAUAAUAAUAAUAAUAAUUUAAAUAAUAAUAAUUCAAAUAAUAAUAAUAAUAAUACAGAUAAUAAUAAUAAUAAUAUUUUCACUAAUAUUAUUGGUAUUGAUGAAGGUGAAAUUCAUAAUAUUGGUAUUGGUGUUAGUGGUGUUGGUAAUAGUGAUUUUAUUAAAUUAGUUGAUAGAUUUGAUAAAUCGUUAGAAUCAUUCUUUAGAAUUGAAAAUUAUUAUAAAGGUGCAAAUAGUAAAGUUGAGAAAAAGUUUUUAAAGAAAACUUAUGAAGAAAUUUUCAAACAAUUAAAUGAAACUAAAUCAAUCAAUUCAUCAAGUUAUUUAGAGUCUUUAUUUUUUAAAUUGGAUCAAUUUCCAAUUAAAUUUAAAUUUAUAAAAAAAAGAUUAAAUUUUAUUUUAUCACAAUUGGAUUUAUAUUCAAUUAAUAAUAUUUUAAAUAAUAAUAAUAAUGUAUUAAAAAAUGAAAUUUUAGAAAAUUCAAUUUAUAUUGAAAAAGUUAGAUUGGAGAAUGAAAGAAAAGAGAAAUUACCAAGUUUUGAAAUUGAGUCAUUGGAUAUGAUGCCAGUUGAAAUUAUUGAAUACAUAGUAAAGUUUUUAAUUGAUAGUCCAGAAAUGGAUCAGUGUAGGAAAUUUCAAUUAUCUUUACUUUCGAAAGAUUUCUUUAGAAUGGUGCAAUCGAUAAUGAAUAGGUCAAUUGAUAAUCCGAUUGAGUUGAAGUUUAAUCAUUUCUUUCAUCACGGUACAAAUGGUGAUGAUGAUGAAUUUAAUUUAUUACAAAAGAAACAAGUCUCAUAUUUAAAGUAUUGGUCUAGACCGCAUUAUAUUGAAACCGAUGAUUUCGAUAGUUUUCUAUACAGGUUGAAUGUGGUUGACAGUUUUAGAGAUUGGGGUCACAUCAUUAGUUAUACCAAUCAAUUGAAAUUGGUUGCGUUCGAUUUCCAAGGUGAAUUAGACCACAUCUAUUUAGAUUAUUUAAAAAGUAAUAAAACUAUUCAAAAAUUAAUCAUUAGAACUACUUCAACAAAUGCAAAUCAAUUAUCUCAACAAAUUAUUGAAAUGGUGAAUGAGAAACAACAAGUUGACAUUCAUUUACAUAUUGAUGUAAAAGAGGAAGAACCAAAUAUAAACUAUAGAAUUAACUUUGAUUUAAUUCAAGGUUGUACUGUUGGUAUUGGUCAAUUCUUUGAUGAAGAUUUCUAUAAGAAUUGUUUACCAAAAAUAAAAGAACUCACUAUACUAAUUGAACAAUGGGAUCCACAUAAUAGUUCUUCCUUUGAAACUGUACCAAUUAUUGAUACAUUUUUAAAGAAUAUUAAAUCAACAACAACAACGCCAACACCAUCCCCAACAUCAUUUUCACUAAAUCUUUCAAAUUUAACAAAUCUAACAUUUCAAUUCAAUACAUUUGAUUCAGGUUUUGAUUAUUUUGAUAAAUUAAUUAAAUUAUUUAUUGGAAAUGCUUCAAAUUUAAAAACUAUAACUUUUGAAAAUCCUGGAGGUGGCGAUAGAUGUAGUAAACCUAAAAAAGUUAUUGCAAAUAUUUUAAAAUCUGUAUCUUUUCAAGCUCAACACUUUCCUUCUUUAUCUUUCAUUAAAAUAUUUAAAUCUUCAAACAUUACAAUGUUUGAAGAUUUAAAUGAUGAAAAGGAUUGGUAUAAAAUUAAUACUUUUAAAUUUUUACCAGAACCAAAUUUUAUUAUUUUUAAUUUAAUUAAAAAUAAUAAUAAUAAUAAUAGUAAAAGAAAAUUUGAAGAGAUAUAA
This is a messenger RNA of Dictyostelium discoideum AX4, 2937 nucleotides long. RefSeq lists its product as hypothetical. The coding region runs from base 1 to 2937 and encodes 978 amino acids. NCBI's taxonomy places the organism in Eukaryota, Evosea, Eumycetozoa, Dictyosteliales, Dictyosteliaceae. The transcript is spliced from 2 exons. The record is from RefSeq and is a predicted model, not a curated record.